ACCACAUCCAUCUCCAUCCGCAGCCGCAAUCCAGCCGCUCCCAUGACCCUUCGCGCAGGAGCCUGGCAGAGUUGCUAUGACGACCCUGACAAUACAGCCGGAGCACCCAGCCUGAACCCAGCGCAGCCAGGAACAAUAUGCCUCUUGUAAAAAAAGCAAGAACUAGAGAGCCUCUCUGGCAUGAAUGGGACCGGAAAGCACAGAAACAUGGAUUAAGACACACAGUUUAUGAUGUAAAUGGCGAUAAUUACACCGGAGAAUGGCAGGACAACUUGAAACAUGGCAAAGGCAUCCAGAAAUGGAAAAGCACUGGAGCUAUUUACAGCGGUGACUGGAAGUUUGGGAAGCGCGAUGGUUAUGGCUCAUAUAGCAUUCCUGACCCUGUAACCAAGCAAUACAAGAGGGUGUACACAGGCUGGUGGGAAAACGACCAAAAAUGUGGCUAUGGGCUGAUGAUCUACCCCAAUGGGGAGCGCUAUGAGGGCGAGUGGAGCGCUGAGCUGCGGAGCGGCUGGGGACGGAUGAAUUACCUGAAUGGAUCCGUCUAUGAGGGGCAAUGGCUCUUGGACAAACCCCACGGGCAGGGAACACUGCAUCUGCCCAAUAAACAUCGGUACGAAGGAAGCUGGAAAAAUGGAAAAAAGCAUGGCCCAGGGAUGUAUUUCUACUUGGAUAAGGGGCAGCUGUUGGAAGGUAUCUGGAAAUCAGAUAUGCCAAAAUGUGGACUUGUGACUGACUUCAACAAAGAUGAAGCUCCUGCCCCUACUCAAUAUCCGAUCCCAAAGAUCGAACUGGCUGAUCCAGAUGGUGUUUUACAAGAAGCCCAGGCAAUGUUUGACAACAGCCAAAACGAAGAACCGGAUGCUGAAGAAAAAGAAGAUGCAUGAUAAGAACACAAUUAAGUGAGUUGCUCAAAGAAGCUUCAGAUCCACACUGUGAUGUAUUGUGUCUUUGUUUCCCCUACUUUUCCCUCAAGGCUGCUCAUGUAGAGUCAUAGAAUGGGUUAGGUUAGAAAGGACUUUAAGAUCAUCUGCUUCCAACCCCCCUGACAUGGGCUUAGCUCAGAAGCCUUCUCCCACUCCCCCUUAUUUUGGAAAGGAAAAGGUAACUAUUUUCCCAUGUCCUCUGUAAAGAAAUCACACUCCUGUUGGGACCAAGGUCUUUCACAUUAACCUCUAAGCAGCAGGGUCUCUGUUAUAUGUUAUAAAAGCUCUACAGAAGUACAGUCAAGUAAUUCUCCCCUCCUGCUCCCUCCAAACUUGUCCUGAUAUGACCCAAAAUGUUUUUUAAAGUUGUAACGGAUCAUGUUUUUAUUAAUAUAAUUUUAUUAAUACCA
This is a messenger RNA of Neopsephotus bourkii (Bourke's parrot), 1336 nucleotides long. RefSeq names its product MORN repeat containing 3 (gene MORN3). The transcript has 6 exons. Bases 138 to 887 code for a protein of 249 amino acids. NCBI's taxonomy places the organism in Eukaryota, Metazoa, Chordata, Aves, Psittaciformes, Psittacidae. The record is from RefSeq and is a predicted model, not a curated record.